AACAAAGUUGCAUGAGGCUGUGUGACAUUUCCAUUUUACCUUUUUUGGAAAAUAUACAGAAUAUUUCUAUUUGUAUUGAAAGCCUUAUCUUUUUUUCCAAAGGAAUAGUUUGUUUGUUUGUUUUUUAACUGCUGUGGCACAUUAUGAUGUAUCUCCUGAACAUUUGCAUGAAACAUGUGACACUGUAGGCCUACUGUAUACUUAAUUUUAGUCUUUGUUAGACAAACAUGCACCAACAAUGUAUUUUAGGCUCCUUAUAAUUUCACUUUAAUGCCACACCUUGCCAAUGCCAAAUAAGGUGCAAGUGAGCUUUUUAGCACAUUGUCCAUACACUGAGCGCACAAUUGUAUCCUGGAAAGAAAUGGUUAUGUUUUCAUGACAUCCCUUUUUAAAUCUGAAGAGAAGCAGGCCACAACUGUUGUUUGAAACUACUGACAAAUGUUGAUUUUUCAUUCUAUACUUACACUUUGAAGUCUUCUAGUGCCUGUCUCCAUUAUCUUGUAGGAUUUAUCUGAUUUUUAUUCAAAUCUCUAUCUCUGUGUGUUUGUUUCUAUCUAGGCCUACUGCUGUCACAUGAUAUUUGGUCCCCUGUACAGCACUGCAUUGGAAGACAGACCUUUUUUUUAACUACAGAGAAUGGAAUUGAGAGGAACCACAAUUACAGGGUCAUUUUAAGUUUGUUUUCCAUUUUUCUGCUUUAUCCAGCCUACCCUCUUCUUAUCCAUCUGUCUACCCCCUAUCUCCAUUCACAUACUCCCCCACUACUGUCCCUCUCCAAAAAGAAUGCACAUCCAGCUUGACAGAUUUACCAAGGGUUAUUGCAGAUUGCAGAAACCUACACACUUGGAUUCCUGCUAAGUAUGAAGGACACUCUUACACCCACAUGUAAUGUCAGGGUCUGCACAGUUCUGCAUACUCAGACACUGCCCCCCCGCCAGCCGACUCUGGAUGUAAAUACAUUCUUGCUUCUUUUGCCUCUUAUCAGAAGUUUGGUUUAACACAAACACAGCACAGCAGGACAGGGGAAUGCUUAUUUCUCCAGCUCUCCAUAAGCACCAAAACUGUCAAGUACUCAAGUCUUUAUAGGACAUCAAAACUUUUUUUUUAAACAGGCUGUGAAGCCUUAAAAAGUAGAGCCCCACAGUAAAACAAGAGCUAAAGUUACAGUAUGUGCCACAAGCAACUAGAAAAACAUUCUUUUCAUGGAAACCCUGCUUUGUGCUUUUAUAGGCUGUCCAUCCGGUUUGCUCCAGACUUUGAUCAAGGUGCAGCAGUUCUGCUUCUCUUAUAAAAAGUGGCUGAUUUUAGAGCAUUAUUGAAACAGCAUCCCCCUCUACAGGCCUCAGUAAUGUAGGCCAGAGGGCUGGCUCAUCCUCUUAAUAGUGAGUGUUAUUCUUGCCUGGAUUGUACAGUAGAGGCAAACAGACACUGUGGCUCAGAUGUUAUGGAGCCAAAGGAGCCCCUGGGGCUUAGGGAAAUAUGGUAAAGGCAAAGAGACCAUUAGGUUUACAAAACCUUCCUGUCUUGGUUCUACUGGAGCACUGUUUGGAAAAUGUAUGGCAUUUGUUUAAACUAGAUCACUAAAGUUAAUCAUCUUACUUAAAAUGAUUCUGUUUAGUCAGUUAAAUGUCUCACAUGUUGCAAAGGCUUUUGUUACAGCCUCAGGCUUUGUCCCCACCUGUGCAAUGUGCAUAAUGAUCAGCCACACACUCACACUGGACAUCAAAAGCACCUUCAAACCCAAAUUUCAGUCCUCUUUCACCUUAAGGUUCAACCAUGUGGAGAACCAAAAACCUCAGGGUAAAAAGAUAAGCUCCUUUCAAAGCCUCAGCCAUGAAUUCCGAUAUGUACGUACUUCUCCCCCCUGUUAUACUGAAACCAGGGUUAUUCUGGAGGAAACAUCUGGCCUUAAUUAAUGCCUUCAUAUCCCUUCCUCCUCAUUCACGUCAUCCCCCUCAUGACUCUUUCUCCCAGCUGUUGCUCAAUCAGUGUCUAUUUCUUUCCCCAUUCUCACACUCUCUCUCCGCCCAUCCUGCAUUAGCAAUCUCCUCCUCUGUCCCCUGUCUUUCAUUUCUUGCCUCCUGUCGCUGUUUCCCUGUUCUGCAACAGGCUGCCUUGCUUUGUAUGCACACUGCAUCAUGAUGCAUGCGGACUGCAUCUGGGGAUUCUACUUGUUCCUCUCUCUAAGUUUAAGAUGGACGAGGGCUCAAGAGACAAAUUACACCAGGCCAGUGUUCCACUGUGGAGGAGACCUGGUUGCAGAAGCAGGCUUUGUUGGCAGUGAGGGGUUCCCAAGCUUCUAUAAACCGAACAGCAGAUGCACCUGGAGGAUCACUGUCCCUGAGGGAAACGUGGUCACGCUCUCCUUCCGCAUUUUUGACCUGGAGGCUGAUUCACAAUGUCAGUAUGACUAUCUGGAUAUUUACAACGGCCAUUCCAACUUGGUGCAAAAACUGGGUCAUUUUUGUGGAACGUUCCGACCUGGUGCUCUUAUUUCUACCACAAACACCAUGAUGUUAGAGAUGGUGUCUGAUGCAGAGACACAGAGCAGAGGGUUUGUGGCCUACUUCAGCGGAGUAAAACCAUAUGUGAAUGACCAACAGUUCUGUGGAGGGAAGAUAACCAAAGCCCAGGGAGAGAUAAAGACACCCAACUGGCCGGAUAAAAAGUACCCACCAGGAACCAGCUGCUCCUGGCUUAUCACUGUGGAGCCUGAUAUGGUAAUCCAUGUGAGGUUUGAUAAGUUUGUCUUGGAGGCCGACACCUAUUGUCGGUUUGACUAUGUGGCAUUUUUUAACGGCGGUGAGAAAGAUGACUCCCGUCUGAUUGGAAGAUACUGUGGUGAUCAAGCCCCAGAACCCAUUAUUACCAGUGGCAACACACUACUGGUCCAGUUUGUGUCCGACCUUAGUGUGACAUCUGAUGGCUUCCUGGCCCACUAUACCAGCAUCCCUCAUGGUUCUCAGGUACCACCAGUUAACUCAGGAGCCAGAACAAGGAUUGACAAAACAAAAAUUGAAGUCAGACCUGCUGCACCUGAACGUCCUGCUGUUAUCAUCCAGCCACCUGCCCCAACUACCAGAUAUGUGUCGCCUCCUCCCCCUGAGCCCACCAAGAGACCCACACCAAACAAGCCUGUGAGAGGCCGUGGACAGGACACCACAGGACAGGACAGAAGAGUUGUAGUCACAAGGCCAGAUGGAAAGAGGCCUGUCCCUCAAAAUCCACUGUGUGCCAGAGCCUGUAAAAGAGAGGGAAACUUCAAAUCCAGCUUCUGUGCCAGUGAAUUUGUGAUAACUGGGACAGUGACGUCUCUGGCUCCGGGGCCCCGUGGCACUCUUAUUGUUAACACCUCCAUCAUCAACAGCUAUAAGACAGGUCGACUAACCACCACUCAGGAUGAACAUAUCGUAUCAGUUAAGCUGAUAUCAAAGUGCAAGAGGUGUCCAGUCUUCCGCAGAGGUGAGUCCUACAUUAUCAUGGGUCAAGUGGAUGAAGACGGACGUGCUAUUGUGGAACCUGGUGCAUUCAUCGCAUCGUACAAACCCCCACAGCACAAAUUAUUAAUGAAUAUCAGUAAGCAACCGUGUUAACCUUGCACAUCUGUCGAGGGCAGGAAACUCACAUGACAUAUCAAACACAUAAGGUUUCAAUGAAAAAUGCAAAUCUAUUACAGGACAUUUAAGUUUUAUCCAACAUCUUAAAGGAAUAUAAAGACACUGUUUUUUCAAAAACCUGCCAAACCUUAUGUUGGUUAUUUAUAUAUGAAUAAAGGUUUUAUAUCUCCUUCA
Molecule: messenger RNA, 3791 nt
Organism: Monopterus albus (swamp eel)
Lineage: Eukaryota; Metazoa; Chordata; Actinopteri; Synbranchiformes; Synbranchidae
Gene: pcolcea
Product: procollagen C-endopeptidase enhancer a
Exons: 10
Coding region: 2139-3593 (484 amino acids)
Biological process (GO): proteolysis
Molecular function (GO): peptidase activator activity; collagen binding; protein binding
Source: RefSeq, a predicted model, not a curated record